AAAAUCCACACAGCCCGCGGGACUCAGAGGCACCGGAUCCCAGAUGUGGGCUAUGGCACCGUGCACGCUGCUCCUGCUGCUGGCAGCCACCCUGACUCUGACCCAGACCCGCGCUGGCUCACACUCGCUGCGGUAUUUCUACACCGCCAUGUCCCGGCCCAACUUCGAGAAGCCCCGAUUCAUCUCUGUCGGCUACGUGGACGACACGCAGUUCCAGCGCUUCGACAGCGCCGCGAAGAAUGCAAGGGCGGAGUCGUGCGCGCCGUGGAUGGUGGAGAAGUUGGAGUAUUGGGAGGAGCAGACAAAGAGCGCCAAAACCAACAAGCAGUGGUUCCGAGGGAGCCUGAGGACCGCGCUGACCUACUACAACCAGAGUGCAGGCGGCUCUCACACCUUCCAGCAGAUGUACGGCUGUGACGUGGGGUCGGAUGGGCGCCUCCUCCGCGGUUACUGGCAGCUUGCCUACGACGGCCGCGAUUACAUCGCCCUGAACGAAGACCUGAAAACGUGGACUGCUGCUGACAGGGCUGCGCGGAACACCCAAAGCAAGUGGGAGCAAGAAGGUGCUGCAGAGUAUUAUGAGGACUUUCUGAAAGGCGCAUGCGUGGAGAGGCUCCGCGGAUACCUGCAGAAGGGGAAGGAGAUGCUGCUGCGCACAGAUCCCCCAAAGGCACAUGUAACCCAUCACCCCAGAUCUAAAGGUGAAGUCACCCUGAGGUGCUGGGCCCUGGGCUUCUACCCUGCUGACAUCACCCUGACCUGGCAGUUGAAUGGGGAGGAGCUGACCCAGGACAUGGAGUUUGUGGAGACCAGGCCUGCAGGGGAUGGAACCUUCCAGAAGUGGGCAUCUGUGGUGGUGCCUCUUGGGAAGGAGCAGAAUUACACAUGCCAUGUGUACCAUGAGGGGCUGCCUGAGCCCCUCACCCUGAGAUGGGAGCCUCCUCCAUCCACCAAGACUAACACGGUAAUCAUUGCUGUUGUGGUUGUUGUGGUUGGAGCUGUGGCCAUCCUUGGAGCUGUGGUGGUUUUUGUGCUGAAGAGGAGGAGAAACACAGGGACAGCUCCUAGAGCUCUGAUGUAUCUCUCCCAGAUGGUAAAGGUGACACUCUGGGGCCUGAUUGGGGAGGGGCAAUGUGAAUAUGAUUGGGUUUCAGGGACUCCCAGAAUCCCCUCUGAGUGAGCUGUGGGUUGUUGGAAUGUUGACUUCACAGUGAUGGUUUAUGACCCUCAUUCUCUAGGGUGAAGACAGCUGCCUGGUGUGGACUGAGUGACAGACGAUGUGUUCAUGUCUCUCCUGUGACAUACAGAGGCCUCAGUUCUCUUUAGACAACAGUGUCUGAUGUUCCCUGUGAGCCUAUGGACUCAAUGUGAGGAACUGUGGAGCCCAGCCUGCCCUGCACACCAGGACCCUGUCCCUGCACUGCCCUGUGUUCCCUUCCACAGCCAACCUUCCUGCUCCCGCCAAACACUGGGUACAUCUACAUCCUGUCAGCUCCAUGCUGCCCCGAGCUCCAGCUCCUCACUUCCACACGAAGAGUAUGUGACCUUGAUUGUUAUCAUCUUGAGCUGAGGGUUGAUUGCUUGUUAAUUUAAUGGUUGAGAAUACUUAGCAUUUUUGUCUUUU
Mus caroli (Ryukyu mouse) is the source of this 1624-nucleotide messenger RNA. Its product is annotated as H-2 class I histocompatibility antigen, K-D alpha chain-like. Gene Ontology annotation, molecular function: peptide antigen binding; signaling receptor binding. The record is from RefSeq and is a predicted model, not a curated record. Gene Ontology annotation, biological process: antigen processing and presentation of endogenous peptide antigen via MHC class I via ER pathway, TAP-independent; immune response; antigen processing and presentation of endogenous peptide antigen via MHC class Ib. Gene Ontology annotation, cellular component: external side of plasma membrane. NCBI's taxonomy places the organism in Eukaryota, Metazoa, Chordata, Mammalia, Rodentia, Muridae.